CUCCCCCGGCGGUCUGAUCCCUGCGACCCUGAAACCAACGGCGGCGAUGCUCCGUUCCGGUGGGUCCCCCCAACGUCGGCGCACGCGUCGAUCCCCGGCGCACAUUCACGUGACCCUCACGUGCCCCGGCCCCCCUUAUCAGCCGGCGCCUGUCGCCGCUCUUUUCCACCUACCCCACACCCGGCCCGUCCCUUUCUCUCGGUCCGUCCGUCCGUCCGUCCGUCCGACCCUGACCCUAACCCUAACCCUAACGACGGCGAUUAAAUAAGACGCAGACGGAGUGAGGGAGAGAGAGAGAGAGGGAUAGGAGAAGGGAAUUUGGAAUUGGAUCGGGAGAUGGAGGGGAGAGAGGUGGCGCCGUCGAGGCCGCCGAAUCCGGCGAUGCCGUACCGCGAGGACUGCUGGAGCGAGGGGGAGACGUCGGCCCUGGUGGACGCCUGGGGCGACCGCUACAUCGAGCUGAACCGCGGGAACCUCCGGCAGAAGGACUGGCAGGAGGUAGCCGAUUCCGUCAACUCCCGCCGGGGUGCCGGUCGCCGCCCGCCCCGCACCGACGUCCAGUGCAAGAACCGGAUCGACACCCUCAAGAAGAAGUACAAGGUCGAGAAGGCUAGGAUCACCUCCGGCGGUGCGGAGAGCCAGUGGCCCUUCUUCUCCCGCCUCGAUGCCCUCAUCGGAUCCGCCUCGGCCCCUGCCGUAAAGAAAGCCCCCGCCUCGCCGCCUCUCGCCUUGCCGCUCCCUUUCCACCGCAGGGGCACGCCCUUGCCUGCCGCCGCUGCUGUGCGCUCGGCGGAACCGAGGGAGAAACGGCAGGUCGCCAGCGAGUUCCCUGUGGACAACCCGUUCUUUAGACGCGCGGCCGCAGCUGCCGCAGCGGCUGCAGAGGACGACGAGGAUGAUGAGGAGGAGGAGGUGGAGGGCUCCGAUUCGCUCUCAAGGUCAUCUUCAAAGCUCGGAAGAGGGCUGAAGAGAGGGAGGGAAGGAGAGGGCAACGGGAUUCGGGAACUGGCUAAGGCGAUCACGAGGUUUGCAGAGAUUUACGAGAGGGUGGAGGAGUCAAAGCAGAAGCAGAUGAUGGAGCUGGAAAAGCAGCGGAUGGAGUUUGCUAAGGCGCUGGAGUUCCAGAAAAUGCAGAUCUUCGUGGAUUCACAACUGCAGCUUGCGAAGAUCAAGCGUGUCAAGCGGUCAGACACUGACAGUUAUAUGUAGCAUGCUCUGGUUCAACUUCAUAUCGAUGAUGCAAUUGGAGGGCCAUUUAACAGCGAAGUAUAUGCUAUGUAAGCUGACAUCUUGGUAGUUUGUUAAUUAGUAUUUUUUUAUUAUUGAUCAGGAAUUAAAAGAUGAUGAACUGUGUGUGCUCUGCAGCAGUCACUGCUGUCUAUAAAGGUAACUUCUUAGCUUGUCUAUGCAGCCACUACUGCGGUACUUUAGCACAAGUUUGCAUCAAAUGCAUUUUAAUUCGAAGGAAAGUUUUGCCUUGUCUUUUA
Molecule: messenger RNA, 1487 nt
Organism: Musa acuminata subsp. malaccensis (wild Malaysian banana)
Lineage: Eukaryota; Viridiplantae; Streptophyta; Magnoliopsida; Zingiberales; Musaceae
Product: trihelix transcription factor ENAP1
Cellular component (GO): nucleus
Molecular function (GO): transcription cis-regulatory region binding
Source: RefSeq, a predicted model, not a curated record